Aspergillus pseudonomiae is the source of this 2135-nucleotide messenger RNA. RefSeq lists its product as uncharacterized. The transcript is spliced from 2 exons. Lineage: Eukaryota; Fungi; Ascomycota; Eurotiomycetes; Eurotiales; Aspergillaceae. The record is from RefSeq and is a predicted model, not a curated record. Bases 399 to 1736 code for a protein of 445 amino acids.
CGUUGCUCCCCCCCGUCACCAACACCAAACUUCUUCCAACCCUCUCGUUUUCUCCUCCACCAUCGCUAUCGUUCCCUUUAUCGCUCGAUAAGAAUUAAUUAAUUUAAUUCUCUCCUUUUUUCUUUCCACAAUUAUCCAUCGGAUCUUACCCACUCGACUCCAUAGACGAAUCGAUCGCUAGUCGAGCUUCAGAGUUCUACCCGUCAUUCGGUCGGCUUUUGGCGUACUCGCGCGCGUCUUUCCUCCCUUGGUACCCCUUGGACUCGCGACCGCCCAAUUUUACCGCUCACAUCGUCCACGCCUGACAACCACUCUUGGUCACGAACCUCGUCUUCAAUCAUUACUGCUCGAUAUCGUGUGUGCAUAAUCCGAGUUCUGAGUGUUGAACAUCUCUCACAAUGGCGACGACACCUCCGCCGCCGUCAACUCUUCGGGUGCCUCCCACUCCACGACAUGGACCUGGAUACGACCAAUAUGAGCCGUACUCUACGCGGCAUUCUGCGCGGCUAGCCGGUCAACGGGCAUCAAAGGAGAGACACACAACUCCUCCGCCGAAUUUUCCGCCAUCGCAGAGUUUGAAAGGUACAAAGAAGCAACAUAAGGAACUGGGAGCAUUGUCACCACCCGAAUCUGCUCGCAGAUCGCCCCGCAAGAAGACAACAGAUCGGAUCGGCAGUUUCCUGCUGGAUGGCGCCUCUGAACUAGACGACUCAGAUCCUUUCGGCACAUCGGAGCCUUCCAACUCAACUCGUCCUUUACACGCAUUCCGGACCACCAUGUCACAGGGAAUGCUGCCAACACCUGCCAAAACGCCAAAGAAGAAAGCGGUCGGCGAUGUUGGAAGCACGGCACGCACUCUUUUCCCUCCGCCCUCGGGACGUACCAAGAGGAGCAAGAAAUACACCGGCUUUUCACUGGAUAGCUUUGACGACAAUGCUCAGGGCGGAUCUGAUAUCCAAAUUUACACCGACUCUCGUGACCGAAUUCCAGAGCCGGACGAAAGCGAAGACAACCCAUUCUGCAAGAAGCCCACUGUCCCCACACGAUUUUCGAGACGCAGGGCAGAGCAAAGCAAGCGUGACAAGGAGGUUGACGAAUCAGUCAAACGUGACGAUGGCAUGACUUAUGUGUUCCGUGGCAAGAAAAUCUUCCGCAAGUUCGUUGAGCCAGUUGAGAGUGAUGGCGAUGAUGAAGAUGACGACCUGGGCUUGCUUGCAGCUCGCCCGGAUUUGUUGGAUGAAGACAUUACUGCCAACGUUCGACCACUCACUCGCUCGUCCAUCAAGCCUCGUGUGCUCUUCCCCGCAGCAAACGACCGCGCGCCUCCGUCAAAUUAUGUUAGCGAUGUCGAUGAAGAAGCAGCUACUGAUAUAGAGGACCACAUGGCCGUUCCUGAUGUCGCAGAAACUGUCGAUCGCCCCGUCGACGUUGAGAUGAAGCAGCGGCCAGUCACUCCUCCACCAAAUACUGUUGAUACCCCUCCCUCGCCUGGUGCGACAAUACGCUCAUUGCGUCCUCGAGCCAAGCGUGAUGAUUCGGAGCACACAACACCUACGGUCCCAGAGACCAAAAAGAAACGCGUUAGUCCCUUUGAUGGUUGGCUGAGAAGGAAACCGACUCCUGUGCCCGCAGGGUCCAAGGCCAGAAAGAGGGACGCUGCUGAGACGGCCGGUAGUCCCGGUGGCCCGGCUACCAAGAAAACCAGAGGAAGCCGAGCUGCCGCCACAUCGUCCUGACCUACAUAAUUUCAGAUGUUAUUGGCAUGCGAUGUGAUUCAGCUUUUGAUGCUCUGAAUUUUUACGUCUUUUUCCUAAUGGCGAUUCUGGUUAUUAAGACAUGUUGACUUUUCUUGAAUGCAAAGAUUCAGGGCUAAGAACCUUUUUUAAAAGUCCGGCUGCGCUCGGUUUGCGUCUGUUCAUACAAUCAAGUCUUUGUUGGGCAGCAGUCGGAAUGGGAUACGGGAAUGGGUAAAUGGACAGGUAUAGGGAUUUGGCUGGCAAGCACAUUACUGGAUGGAGUUUGUUUUUUUGUUUCUCAUGCUUUUUUUUUCCCGCCUCUGAGCCCGGCGUGUAUUUGAGCUCUUCUCUCGAUAGCUUUAGUUUAGAUAUCCAAUGACCCAAUAUCAUCUCUACUAA